This is a messenger RNA of Tetranychus urticae (two-spotted spider mite), 1206 nucleotides long. Lineage: Eukaryota; Metazoa; Arthropoda; Arachnida; Trombidiformes; Tetranychidae. The record is from RefSeq and is a predicted model, not a curated record.
CCUCAAAGGACAAAAGGAACAAAUGAAGCUAUCCUUAAUGAUAACAUUAUAUUGUCAACAAAGCAGACUGGGGCCAUGGCGAUAAAAGGUUUGACCAUCAAAGAGUAAUGUGGUUGAUCGGUCAGCAAUCCAAACAUCAUGAGUUGAUUUUAGGGUCGAGUUUUGUUAGACACUUGAAUAGUAAUUUACAAGGUAAAUCAUACUUACCGAAACCAGUUUUCAUACUUGUUUAGGUCACACCUUACAAAGUCCAGUUUACAAGGUAACAUUUCUGAUUUGUUUAGUUUAACCCUUCAGUAACCCAAAGUAAGGUCAACCUUUGUCCACUUGUCUUUGUUGUUUAUUUCUAUUCAGAUAUACCUUGUGCUUUAUUCUUUGGUUCUUUAUACCUUUAUACUUUGAAAAUGUAUAAUAAAAAUGAUUGCGAUAAAACUACAAUAAAAGUGCAAGUAUCGGAUGCUUACCGAAUUAUUAUUAUCGACUGGUCGAAGAAUAUAAAGAAAGAAAUAUUCAGACAGCUGGCAGAAUUCACUGGAAUAUCAAUAGAAAAAACACAGUCUAUUUCAUUUUCGAAGCCACCUGUUGGAAACGAUGUUAAUCCUCCAAAUCCUUUUCUUCGUCCUACUGGUGACUUAGCAAUUUGCCAUUUUGAAAAAUCGUUCUCCAGACCUGCAGCCAUACCUCAAGGUUACUAUCUGUAUACAAAGGAAGAUUACAGAGAUAAAUUCUUUAGAGAUGGCGAUUGCUUUGCUCUCAAUACAAGAAUGUUUAUGACAUUCACUCUGGAUAAAUUCAACGUUCAAUAUAAUUUAGUGCAUCGAGAUUUGAUUGAUGAAACUGAUUGCAACCAGUUGUUUUGUCAUCAUAUAAGUAAAAAAGCUUUUUUGGAUAAACAAGCUAAAAUAAGUAAUUCAGAUAUUGAAUCUUAUCUAAGAAAUCAGCCUCGUCCAGUUCCUAUUGUUGAAGAUACCCUUGACGAAGAAUUCCAUGCUGCUAGGGUUAUUAGACAGAGGGAAAUCCAUGCGGAUUUGAAUAUUGGACAAUAUUUUCAUUCCUAUUGCAGGUUCUUUUCUGAUGGAAUGUUUCCUGUACCAAGCCCUCGUAUCUACUGGCCGAAUCGGGGUUAACUCAGAUCAUAACAGAUUUUUAUUGUUUUAAUAAACUUUGAUUUAACAUUUUGCAUCAAUGAGACUAAAAAUCUAUGUA